This is a messenger RNA of Sorex araneus (European shrew), 2756 nucleotides long. It is a transcript of the gene RNASEH2B, whose product is annotated as ribonuclease H2 subunit B. The coding region runs from base 528 to 1367 and encodes 279 amino acids. The transcript has 11 exons. The record is from RefSeq and is a predicted model, not a curated record. Lineage: Eukaryota; Metazoa; Chordata; Mammalia; Eulipotyphla; Soricidae. Gene Ontology annotation, biological process: ribonucleotide metabolic process; RNA catabolic process. Gene Ontology annotation, cellular component: ribonuclease H2 complex; nucleoplasm.
CGCGGCGGCCCAGACUCCGAGCAGCUCCGGGGUCGCAGCCCCCGACGCUGAGAGUGACAGCAGGAGGGGGACAGUCCCCGGCGGUCUCAGCCCUGGGGGGCGACUCUGCCUCGUCGGCGUGCGCCAGGCGUCACGGGUCGCGGCCGUCCCAGACUGCCGGGGACCGGCCUGGCCCCGCCUCCUCCGGCGUCCCCGGGCCCCGGGGCGCGCUCGCAGGUGGCCCCGGAGAGGGUCGCCGCCCCGCGCGCCGCGUCACCAGCACCUACCACUGGCCGUGCGCGCGGGGGGAGGCCGCGACCCUUCCCGCCGCCGGACGACGUGGCGCCACCCUCGGACGGGCGGGCUUGGCGCUAAAUUUCAAACUCGCCGGGGGAGGCGGGCCGGCUCCGGAAACGCCAGAAAGCGAAAGCGCAGCCCGCGCGCCGCGGGGGUCGGGGCCGCCGCGCUUCCCGGGGCCGCCGCUACUCGCGUCACUUUCGCUCAGCCGCGUGGGGCCCGCGGCCUGCACGCGGCCGGCCGGGCGGGGCAUGGAGGGCGGCGCGGAGCGCGGGGCCGGAGCGCACGGCGGCCAGCGCGUCGUCCUGCUGCCAGAAUAUCUGAAAAAUGCUUCCAAGAAGAUGAAGAAUGGGCUUAUGUUUGUAAAAUUGGUUCACCCGUGUUCAGGGGAAGGAGCCAUUUACUUGUUUAAUAUGUGUCUGCAGCAGCUGUUUGAAAUAAAGGUUUUCAAAGAAAAACACCAUUCUUGGUUUAUAAAUCAGUCAGUUCAAUCAGGUGGUCUUCUCCACUUUGCAACACCCAUGGAUCCUCUGUUUCUACUUCUCUACUAUCUUAUAAAGGCUGAUAAAGUGGAAUCAUUCCCAGUAGUGCUCAGCAUACCUUAUGGGAUGCUGGGAAUUGAACCGGGAUCGGCUGCAUGCAAGGGAAAAUUUCAGCCUAUAGAUCAAGUUGUGAUGGAUGACAUGUUUCCGAAUUGUAUCUUGUUGCUGAAACUUCCUGAACUUGAGAAGUUACUUCAACAUGUGACACAGGAGAAAGAAAUAAACGGCAAAAAAUAUUAUAAGUACAGCAAAGAGAAGACCUUGACGUGGCUGGGAAAAAAGGUUCAUCAGACUGUGGCAGCUUUAAAAACCAAUAAUGUAAAUGUGAGUGCCCGAGUACAGGCAACAACUGCAUUUUACUCUAGUGAUCAAGACUCCAGUGAAAAGGAAGAAGAUUAUAUUCGCUAUGCCUAUGGUCUAAUAUCUGAUUACAUCCCUCAAGAAUUAAGUGAUGACUUAGCUAAGUAUUUAAAGCUUCCAGAACCUUCAGCUCCAUUGCCAAAUCAUCCAUCCAAGGUGGCAGCACAAAGACGGAAAAGGGACAAGUGACAGCAGUUAUGUGCAAGGCUUCGCUGCAUCUUCACAUUCCCAAAGGGUUGUGACAUCUGAGCACCUGCCAGAGAUAUCAGCAAAUGCCAAAAGAUGUAUUUUUGAGCCUAGCUGUGCAUGCCUCGCUGCUCUGAUGAACCACCAGCUCGCGGCUGCGCUUCUCCCUGGAGGGGAUUCUCACGUGGAACUUGGCAGCAACCCCCACCCCAAGUGUGAACCUGCCCUCUGUGCCCUCCCGCCCCCUCAGCUCUUCCCCUUCUCAGGUGCCACGUCUGGGGUUCGUGGUUCCCAUUUCAAAACAGAGGCGAAGGCACAUGAACAGCUCAGGUCUUUGCUCAGUUAAGUCUGGCCAUGCUGACCUCUGCUUUCCCAACUGACUCUGCUUUUAAUCUACGCAGAGACUAAGGAUUUGAUUCCUUUUACAACUUUUUGCCUUGCUUUAAAGGAAAAAACUUACCUAAUCUUUCUUUAACAAUUUUGGCAGCUUCUAAUUGAUAAUACCUGACAGACUUAUUCUGUCUCAGACAGAAGUGGAAUUUCAACAAAUUUCACUUUUACAUUAUAAGUUUGUCCUGAUCAAGGUCUAGCCACUAUUUCUCCCUCUCAUCUCUGGUGCUUGCUCAUUGUCCAUGGUGAAAUAACACAGAUGCUAUAUUGUGGCACAGUUUUAUAUUUAUUCUUCAUGUAAGCCUCUCCAUAUUUCCAAUCUCCUUUUUAUGAAUAUCUUACUCUUUUAAACAUGAUUCAGUCAUUAAAUACCCUUACAUAUUUCACCUGUCAUCCCUAGGACAGGUUAUCAUUUGCAUCUAUGUGGUUGACUUGUUUCUGUCUAAAAUUGUGUGUUAUGGAAGUGUUUUAGAAAGUUGCACAAUGGACUAGAGGCACUAUCUCAACACACACACGUAUAUACAUAUAUAGUUUCAUCCCUGUCAUAGAUUUGGAAAACACUAAGAUAACUGGGUUAACUCUAGACUUAUCAUAUUAGUUUCUUGGCUCAUAGCAAUUACUUUUAUUCACUAUCUUGAUGACCAAUAGUCUUAAAAUCUAGCACAGUGGGUAGGGCAUUUGCCUUGCACGCAGCCGACCCGGGUUCAAUUCCUCUGUACCUCUAAGAGUACCCAGCAAACUACCGAGAGUAUCCUGCCUGCACGGCAGAGCCUGGCACGCUCCCUGUGGCGUAUUCGAUAUGCCAAAAACAGUAACAACAAGUCUCACAAUGAAGACGUUACUGGUGCCCACUCGAGCAAAUCGAUGAACAACGGGAUGACAGUGCUACAGUGCACAUAUAAAAAUUGAUUUAUUUUUAAGAAUAAAAAGAAUUUUGGAGUUCAAAGUAUAAGGUAUGAAGGAGGGUUGGAAGUAGAUGCAAUUUAGUGGGGAAUUGCAAGA